AUGCCCGAUUUGUCUUCCGCUUCCACAAGUACAACCGAAUUCCUCUCAUCCACAGUUCCUCCAACAAGCUAUCUCCCUCCCAUCAAAUCCUUAUCAUUAUUUACGGGAACACGUAUAUUACACCAAUGCCUUGCAUACUUGCGUCAAAUAUACGUUCCGAAUGUUCGAGGUUCUCGACGGAAAAAAGCAAAAACCCCGACUAAUCUCACCGAGCUCCACUCCCCGAGCUCGUCAUCACCGUUAACGACAAUACGCAAAGACUCGUUUGAGCAUGCCUAUGCUCUCCGAUGGUUAUCUGCUCUUACACGCCUAGAGUCUGACUCUGCAGACUCACCCGAUCUCGCUGAUAUCCAAGAUGAGGCAGCAGCAUUACUGGCGAUUUGUGCUGGGACAGCAUCCGCAGGUACCGUGCGGCGUCACUUUGAAUUUGACAGCGGGAGAAUUCAGAUCACGUUGAGCGAUGUCCCUUUAUCGACCAACGCGUCUAAUGGAGACUAUUUUGGGAGUGUCGGCGCGCAGACGUGGGGUGGGGCUUGUGUGCUGGCAGAAGAAAUUGCGGAUAACACGGUUGUGUUCUUUCCUAAUCCUGUAGAUGUAGAAGAUGUAUCUGAAAGGACUUUCCGCGUCCUGGAACUUGGAGCUGGAACAGGUCUUGUCAGUCUCGUUGCUGGCAAAGCUGCUAUGUUGAAAAUUCCAGAAUGCAAAAUGGAUAUCAUCUCUACGGAUUACUAUCCAUCCGUCCUAGAUAACUUGAAGGCUAACAUAGAGGCCAACUUUCCAGUUCCCAGUCCUUCCUUGACGAUAUCAUCUCAAUUCCUCGAUUGGUCUUCGUUCUCCUCCCCCUCCGAUAUCACUUCCGGUGCGGACACUUCAUCGACCAUCGGCCUAUUCGAUGUCAUAUUCGGUGCCGACAUUAUCUACGAACCUUUACACGCUUCAUGGAUUCGCAAAGUGGUCCAGAACACGCUGCGGAAGCCUUCUUCAUCGGAAAAAGACUGUCCGGACAGGAACAACAACAACAACAACGGACAAGGAGGUGUAUUUCAUCUUGUCAUACCCCUCCGGCCCACGUUCGUUGCUGAAUCGAAUACGAUCGAGCAGGAGUUUAGGUUUGCUGGUCCUGGUUUGGAUAAGGUUAAGAAUGAUUUGGUCAUACUCUCAAGGGAGAUCAUUGUAUGUGAUGCGGAAGAAGAGGAAGAGGACGACAUCGAUCAAUAUUCCGUAUCGGACGAUGUAGGGAACGAAGCCGGAGAAGGUAAUAUUGUACGGUACGCAUACUAUAUCAUUGGAUGGGCUGGCUAG
This is a messenger RNA of Lentinula edodes (shiitake mushroom), 1302 nucleotides long. RefSeq lists its product as uncharacterized. NCBI's taxonomy places the organism in Eukaryota, Fungi, Basidiomycota, Agaricomycetes, Agaricales, Omphalotaceae. The coding region runs from base 1 to 1302 and encodes 433 amino acids. The record is from RefSeq and is a predicted model, not a curated record. The transcript has a single exon.